Messenger RNA from Xiphias gladius (swordfish), 5088 nucleotides. It is a transcript of the gene tp53bp2a, whose product is annotated as tumor protein p53 binding protein, 2a. Gene Ontology annotation, cellular component: nucleus. The transcript is spliced from 20 exons. The coding region runs from base 421 to 3828 and encodes 1135 amino acids. The record is from RefSeq and is a predicted model, not a curated record. Gene Ontology annotation, molecular function: p53 binding. NCBI's taxonomy places the organism in Eukaryota, Metazoa, Chordata, Actinopteri, Istiophoriformes, Xiphiidae. Gene Ontology annotation, biological process: signal transduction; regulation of apoptotic process.
GUAAGUUUAAUUUUUUUUUGCUAAGAAUAUUGUUGUCGAAGUGUAUAUAAUGGCGUUCUGGAGUAAAUCCUCAUAGUGUUAAAAGCUUUUAUACCCUACAAGCGUGAGAAAGGCGUAUUGUUUGCACCGGACAAGUCUGGCCGACGGGGGGUGUUGUCUGAACGGGGCGGAGCCAGAAUUCCAAAGUGGAAUGAGUUUCCUCUCCAUACGUCACUCUGGGAUAGGCUGCGAGCUACCGAGCAACGCUGUCAGUCAACGGGGCUUCGGGCUGAUUGCCAUCGCUUCCUCGGGACGAGACCCCCCAAAAGGAGAAAGUAGCCUUGCCCGUCGCGGGUUUAGGCUCUGGGAUUAAAGUGAUCGCCAGUCCCACCGCUUUCGACGAAACUGCCAGUGGGAAUUCAUGCUGUGUUGGUUAGCUAAAUGCGGCACGAAGCUAAAAUGAUGCCGAUGUUCCUGACAGUAUACCUCAGUAACAAUGACCAGCAUUUUACUGAGGUUCCAGUUACCCCGGAGACGCUGUGCCGGGACGUGGUGGACUUGUGCAAGGAGCCAGGGGAGACAGACUGCCACCUGUCUGAGAUGUGGCGUGGAUCUGAGCGAGCUGUAGGUGAAGGGGAGAGGAUGCUGGAUGUGCUCCAACGAUGGGGGCAGCACAGAGCAGAGGUGCGCUUCUUUCUGCGUCACAACCGAGCCCCUAGCAGGGAAUCGGGAGGCUCAAGAGGCUCAGAGCCGAAGAGGAAUGGAGUGAAGGGUCCCCCAGACCGAAGGAUGGAGAAUGGGGUGGCGACACCCCGGAUGGACAUGACGCUGGCCGAGCUUCAAGAGAUGGCUGCCAGACAGCAGCAGCAGAUAGAAGCUCAACAACAGCUCCUCGCUUCCAAGGAGCAGCGACUGCGCUACAUAAAGCAGCAGGAGCAGCGUCAGCAGCAGCAGGCCUCUGAGCAAGAGAAGCUGCAGCGCCUCAGAGAGAACAUCGAGAACCAAGAAACUCGGCUCAAAAAGGUCCGGGCCCUCAAGGGCCAGGUGGAGCAGAAACGCCUCAGCAAUGGCAAACUGGUGGAGGAGAUAGAGCAGAUGAACAACCUGUUCCAGCAGAAACAAAGAGAACUAGUGAUGGCUGCAUCCAAGGUUGAGGAGCUCAGCCGACAGUUAGAGUUGCUCAAAAAUGGCAAAAUGGAUAACUUCCAUGACAACCAGAGUUCUGUGGCUGAACUAGACCGCCUCUACAAGGAGCUACAGCUGAGGAACAAGCUCAACCAGGAUCAAAACUCUAAGUUGCAGCAGCAGCGAGAGAGCCUGAACAAGCGCAACCUGGAGGUGGCUGCCAUGGACAAACGGAUCAAUGAGCUCCGAGAUCGGCUGUGGAAGAAGAAGGCAGCACUGCAGCAGAAAGAGAACUUGCCUAAUGGCUAUCCUGGUAAAGAGAGGGCUUCAAAAGACACUCACCUUCAGCAGCCCUCUGAUGGCCAAGCCGGGCAGCAGUCAGGUCCAUCUCGUGUGGCAGCAGUUGGCCCAUACAUUCAGUCAUCCACCAUGCCCCGGGGCCCAGUGAGACAUGAACUGCUUGUAAAACCAGCCUACCCUGACGGCACUGCAACCCUACCAGCCCACGACCCACAGAGCAAGGCCGGCGCAGGCCUUCAGCCAUCCAAGCUGGCAGAUUGGGGCCCUUCAGGUCCAGAAUCCAACACCAACGGUCAUGGUCCUGCUUCAACACUGCCACGAAUGACAUCUCACUCCAACUCUAUCACAGAACAAGAUGAGACAGAACAGAAAAGGGACAGGAAGGUACGUCCAUUUUCCAUGUUUGAGCCAACGGAGGCUCCCGCCGCCUCCCUCCGCAAAAACCAGAGCAGUGAUGACCUCGUUAGGGAUGCUCAGUCUGCUCCUAAGGCUCCAGCAAAGGUGCCUCCUCCUGUUCCCACCAAACCGAAAGGCCCUGGUGUUGUGCCCUAUGGCAAACCAGGCCUCAACACAGGCACAUUCCCUAAAGCCAAGCCCCACAGCCAGCAGCCCCAGGCCGCCCAGAGCCGCAGCCCUCUCACACCCUCACAGAGCCAGACACUCCCUCUACCCUCCAAGCAGGACACUCCACCUGCAGCCACGGUACGGCCCUUCACCCCAGAGCUGCCAUCCUCCAAAGACGCCAGCCUGAGUAAGCCCCAGACCUUAGCAGCCAGCUCCAUAUACUCCAUGUACACACAGCAACCUGGCUCAGGCAAGCCCUUCCAGCCUGGUGUGCAGGGCGCUCUCAACAGGGCUCAGAACCGCACCAAUGGAUUUGUCAGUGUGUAUGGUAAACCAGUGAUCCCCAGUGGAGGCUCCCAACAUCCAGAGAACCCUUACCUAGACCACCGCUCCCCUGCCCCAGAAUCUGAGGUUGACCACAGUGGAGCUAAUAAUGUGGGACCUAGCUCAUCUGAGGGUCCCCAGCCUGAAACAGAGCGCAUCCCCCGGCCCCUCAGCCCCACCAAGCUGCUUCCUUUCAUUUCCAACCCUUACAGACAUCAGAGUGAAGGUGACCUCGAAGCCCUGAGAAAGAAGCUCUACAAUGCCCCAAGGCCCCUGAAGAAACGCAGCUCCAUCACUGAACCAGAGGGUCCUGCAGGGCCCAACAUUCAGAAACUCCUCUAUCAGAAGACCACGCUGGCAGCUAUGGAGACCACUGUGACCACACCAACCACUCCCAUCUACACUGGUGAAGCAGAGAAGGCAGCAGAGGGAUCUGUGGGGCCACAUGUGCCAAGUCCUCUGAGUGGUGCAGAGAACCAUCCAUCAGAGACAGGACAGGCUCUAGAGGGAGGGCAGCCCCUUUCUUACAUCCCAGGUGCUAAUGUCUCUGUUUCAGCCCCUGCUGAACAGGCCAAACCACCUUCGGCUAUCCCAGAGAGCGAAGACAUUAUUCUUCCUCCUCCCCCAUCCCACCCAGCCCCCAGGCCAGAUGAUGCUCUUUUCCCACCACCACCCCCUGCUGGCUUGGAGGACACAAUGCCCAACCUGCCCCCUCCGCCUCCAGAAGGCUUCCUGGAAGAGUUCCCCCCCUACCCACCACCCCCAUAUCCCAGUGGAGCAGAGCAGGACAGCUUGGGGGAGGACACAUUCAACAUGAAGGCACCUGAGGUCACUGGCCAGGUCACUCUGCCACCGGGAAAGAGGACAAACUUGCGCAAGCCUGGCUCUGAACGCAUCGAUCACAGCAUGAGAGUUAAGUUCAACCCACUGGCUCUGCUGCUGGACUCUUCCCUGGAGGGCGAGUUUGACCUGGUCCAGAGAAUCAUCUAUGAAGUGGAGGAUCCCAGUCAGCCCAAUGAUGAAGGCAUCACAGCUCUACACAAUGCCGUCUGUGCUGGACAUACAGAGAUCGUCAAGUUCCUGGUUCAGUUCGGUGUCAACGUCAAUGCUGCGGACAGUGACGGCUGGACACCUCUUCACUGUGCUGCAUCCUGCAACAAUGUGCAAGUGUGCAAGUUCCUGGUGGAGUCUGGCGCUGCAGUGUUUGCUAUGACUUACAGCGACAUGCAGACGGCAGCUGAUAAAUGUGAAGAGAUGGAGGAGGGCUAUACCCAGUGCUCUCAGUUCCUCUAUGGUGUGCAAGAAAAGAUGGGCAUCAUGAACCGGGGUGUGGUAUAUGGUCUGUGGGACUACAUGGGUGAAAACCCCGAUGAGCUGUCGUUCCGCGAGGGAGACUGCAUGACCAUCAUCCGCAGAGAAGACGAGGACGAGAUCGAAUGGUGGUGGGCACGCAUGGGCGACACGGAGGGUUACAUUCCCCGCAACCUCCUAGGGCUGUACCCCAGAAUAAAACCAAGACAGAGGACCCUGGCUUAAAACACAAAGAUCCCUGCUCAUUCGAGGCUGCCAGAACUCUCCAACACACACAGACACACACACACACACACACACACACCCACACACAAACAGGCUUUAACAGACUGAAAAUGAGAAGGACACUGCUGAAAUGAAGAGACAAGGACAGACCAAACAAUAUGAAGGAUCAACUAUGAACUCUUUCUGGCACUUUUCUGUAUCUACAACAGAGGGAUUCCCUCACUUAUUUUUCCAGGCCACACUGUGUACUUUGUAUUUAAGACACUAAUGGCAUUGUUUUCCUUUACUCCACUGUUUUUGUUGUUUUUGUAAUUAGUGUCUGAAUUACUAUUUCUAAAGUGACAGAAACUUAAAUGUGGGAAUGUAAAUGGAACAAGCAGUAUUUUUAUUGCUAGAAAGCGAUUUUUACACUUUUGAAACAGUCUUUUAAAACUUACUUCCUGGGCUAUUUGUUAUUUUCGAAAAUACUUGGGGCUCUACAUUACAUGAGGUGAAUGAGUGGAUGAUAAUGAUGAUGAUGUUUUGAAAUGCUGUUACCAUGACAAUCUUUGAGGGCUUGUUUCUCGUCAUUUAAACUGAUUGACUGUGCCUCCGUAUGACUGCACUGGAGGUGUAAAGUUUCAGUUGUGACCCACCGCUGUUCUGGGUAAACAAAUAGAAUAUGAAAUGAUUGGUGGAAAAACGGUGAUGAAGCUUUUGAUUGAUCUAUUGCUGUUCAUUCUGUGGUCUAUGAUACCCAGUGAUCCAAUACACACUCCUGCAUUGGCACGUUUGAGAUGCCAUAUACACUUUGUAUACAUGUAUUUUUGUCACACAAAGUAGUGAAAUGUUACUGUAGGAAUGAUAUUGUUAUGAAAAUGGACUUUGAAACUCUUAAGAGACCCUUUGACCAAGAAAGAGAAGUCAUGCAGUAUGAAUCUUAAUAUUUUAUUACAGCCAUUCCAUGACAAUAUAGUAAUGUAAGAAGGCAAGCCUAAUACCAGAAACCUUGAGUUUUUGUAGUAUUCACUAAAAGAUGAGACAUUACACUGUAAAUUCACAGAACAUUUCUAAGUUAAAUCAUGUCUUAAAAGCAAAAAAAGUAAAAAUAAAAACUGAAACUUACAUUCCCAAAUGUUCCCAAAACGCAACUCACAUAUCUCUGUCAAUGCAGAUGUAUUUAUUUUUGUUACUCUUUUCUUUAGCUCUUUUGUCAGUACUAUAACCACAAAUGUACUGUAGUAUUUCAAACAUUUACAAUAAAAUGCUUUGUACUAAGUU